CAUCAGCAGACGGAUCAGAUCUACCUGCCCCUGCCCCAACAAGCAACCUGAUGCUGAUAGCCUCCACCUCUGCUCAAUUGAAUCCGCCCGCCUCUGCUGCUUUCUUGCUCCCUCUCCUCACUCUCCACGGUCGAUCGAUCCUGUAGAGACACCCGAGGUGCAGUGCAGUUCAGCUUUAGCAUAGGAUCGGAGGAGGUAGCCAGACCGAGGGAGCGGGUGAUCGAGAUGGCUACGGGAACGGAAUCGCCGGCGGCGACCGCCGCAGCCGCCAUGGCGGACCCGUCGUGCCCGCCGUUCCCUCUCCUGGAAGAGGAGGGGCAGCACGAGCGGGAGGAGGAGGAGAACGUGCCGCACGGUGGGGAGCUGGAGCUCCCGACGGUUGACCUGGAGGCGCCGGGGGAGGCGCUGGCGGCGGCGUGCCGGCGCCUCGGCGUCUUCCGGCUCGCCAACCACGGCGUCCCGGCAGACCUCUCGGCGCGCCUCUUCGCGGUGGCCCGGGACCUGCUGGGCCGGGCGCCGUUCCACAACAAGCAGGCCCAGCCCGGCUACUUCUGGGGCACGCCGGCGCUCUCCUCGCUCCGCGUCAGGGACGUCAACUGGGUCGAGGGCUUCCACCUCACCCUGGGCCGAGAUCACCAGCCCACCGCCGCCGCCUCCUCGCCCGACCUCGCCGCGCUGGCGGACCUCGCGCGCGAGUACGGCGCGCACAUGGCGCGGGUGGCGCGGACGCUGUUCGGCGCCCUCGCCGCCGCGCUGGGGCUCGGCGCGGGCCAGGCGUCUGCCUACCUCGCCGAGCACGACGGGUUCCUGCGGGCCUACCGCUACCCGCCAUGCCCGGAGCCCGGGCGCCUCGGGAUGGAGGCCCACACCGACAGCUCCGUGCUCUCCGUCAUCAGCCAGGACCUCGUCGGGGGCCUGCAGGUGCUCCACGGCGGCGCGUGGCGCGACGUCGCGCCAUGCGGCGGCGGCGGCACCGGCACGGGCAAGCUGCUGGUGAACCUGGGCGACAUGGCGCGGGCGAUCAGCGGCGACGCGUUCCGGAGCGUGCGGCACCGGGUGGCGGCCAGCCGGGGCGACGAGAGGCUGUCGCUGUGCUACUUCGCGUUCCCGCGCGAUGACGCCGUCAUCAGCUGCCGCGGCAGCAGGUACAGGCCCUUCACCUACGCCGAGUUCCGGGAGCAGGUGCAGGCCGACAUCAAGGCCACCGGAUCCAAGGUCGGCCUCGAGCGCUUCCUUGUUCACCAUUGAUUUGUCCCGUACUCUCGGUGAAGAAGGUAGUACGUGCGCAUGUGGAGUACGUAGUAAUCUCGGUGAGACUUUCUGCUAGUGAAUUCAGAGCUGUAAAAGCGAAUUACUUACUGCGUCUCAAAUUA
Panicum hallii is the source of this 1373-nucleotide messenger RNA. Its product is annotated as gibberellin 2-beta-dioxygenase 8-like. The record is from RefSeq and is a predicted model, not a curated record. The transcript has a single exon. NCBI's taxonomy places the organism in Eukaryota, Viridiplantae, Streptophyta, Magnoliopsida, Poales, Poaceae. Bases 226 to 1248 code for a protein of 340 amino acids. Gene Ontology annotation, molecular function: dioxygenase activity.